This is a messenger RNA of Cladophialophora carrionii CBS 160.54, 1101 nucleotides long. RefSeq names its product V-type proton ATPase subunit D. Gene Ontology annotation, cellular component: proton-transporting V-type ATPase, V0 domain; vacuolar proton-transporting V-type ATPase complex; fungal-type vacuole membrane. Gene Ontology annotation, molecular function: proton-transporting ATPase activity, rotational mechanism. NCBI's taxonomy places the organism in Eukaryota, Fungi, Ascomycota, Eurotiomycetes, Chaetothyriales, Herpotrichiellaceae. The transcript has 4 exons. Gene Ontology annotation, biological process: vacuolar transport; vacuolar acidification; proton transmembrane transport. Bases 1 to 1101 code for a protein of 366 amino acids. The record is from RefSeq and is a predicted model, not a curated record.
AUGGAAGGCCUAUUAUUCAACGUGAAUGGCGGCUACCUAGAGGGCAUAGUUCGUGGUUACCGCAAUACCUUACUGACGGGCACAAACUACGGCAACCUUACACAAUGCGAAACUAUCGAAGAUGUCAAGACACAGCUGGGUCCUGCCUACGGCGAGUCGCUCGCGAGCCUCCCUCCCAAUCCCUCAACAUCGGCCCUCGCGAAUAAGACGACAGAGAAGCUUGUGGCAGACUUCCGGUAUCUUCAAGGUCAAGCGACGGGGUCUUUGGCAAAAUUUAUGGAAUACCUCACCUAUUCGUACAUGAUUGACAAUGUCGCGCUGCUCAUUACGGGGACUCUGCACGAACGAGACACAAAGGAAUUACUGGAGAGAUGCCACCCACUGGGUUGGUUCGAGACGAUGCCGGUCCUGUGCGUCGCAACCAACAUCGAGGAAUUGUACAACUCGGUGCUCAUCGAGACACCGCUGGCUCCAUAUUUCAAGGGCAGCUUGAGCCACCAAGACUUGGACGAGCUCAAUAUCGAAAUCGUCCGGAACACAUUGUACAAGAACUAUCUGGAAGAUUUCCACAAUUUCGUCAACACAGAUCCUGAGAUGGCCAUGACACCUACGGGGGAGAUUAUGUCGGAGAUUCUGGAAUUCGAGGCAGAUCGACGAGCCAUCAACAUCACUAUCAACUCAUUCGGCACAGAGCUCACCAAAGAUCAGCGGAGGAAGCUCUACCCGGAGUUCGGCAAACUAUACCCCGAGGGAAUGCUGAUGCUAUCACGAGCCGAUGAUCUCGAGGGCGUCGGGCUUGCCGUGAGCGGCGUGGGUGACUACAAGCGAUUCUUCGAUGAAGUCGGCUUCAACCAGAGCAGCGGUGGUGGCGGCGGCAACAUGGCCGGAGGCAUGGGUAGUGAUUCGAAAUCACUCGAGGACAUGUUUUACCAAAAGGAAAUGGAACUAUCAAAGAUGGUGUUCACCCGGCAGUUCACCCAUGCUGUCAUCUAUGCCUGGGUCAAGUUGCGAGAACAGGAAAUCCGAAAUAUCACGUGGAUUGCCGAAUGCAUUGCUCAGAACCAGAAAGAGAGGAUAGGGAACUACAUCAGCGUUUUCUAA